AUGGCCACUCCUACACUCCUGACCAGAUCUGUUUCUGUCCCCCGCCACCCCUACACUCCUCACCAGAUCACUUUCUGUCCCUGGCCACCCCUAAACUCCUCACGAGAUCAGUUUCUGUCCCAGGCCAUCCCUACACUCCUCACCAGGUCCCUUUCUGUCCCUGGCCACCCCUACACUCCUCACCAGAUCAGUUUCUGUCCUUGGCCUCCCCUACACUCCUCACCAGAUCAGUUUAUGUCUCUGGACACCCCUACACUCCUCACCAGAUCAGUUUAUGUCUCUGGCCACCCCUACACUCCUCACCAGAUCAGUUUAUGUCUCUGGUCACCCCUACAAUCAUCACUUGAUCACUUGCUGUCCCCCAUCACUACACUCCUCACCAGAUCAGUUUCUGUCCCUGGCCAUCCCUACACUCCUCACCAGAUCACUUUCUGUCCCUGGCCACCCCUACACUCCUCACCAGAUCAGUUUCUGUCCUUGGCCACCCCUACACUCAUCACCAGGUCACUUUCUGUCCCUGGCCACCCCUACACUCAUCACCAGGUCAGUUUCUGUCCCUGGCCCGCCUAUACUCAUCACCAGAUCACUUUCUGUCCCUGGCCACCCCUACACUCCUCACCAGAUCACUUGCUGUCCCCCAUCACUACACUCCUCACCAGAUCAGUUUCUGUCCCUUGCCACCCCUACACUCCUCACCAGAUCAGUUUCUGUCCCUGGCCACCCCUACACUUCUCACCAGGUCACUUUCUGUCCCUGGCCACCCCUCCACUCGUCACCAGAUCAGUUUCUGUACCUGGCCACCCCUACACUCGUCACCAGAUCAGUUUCUGUACCUGGCCACCCCUACACUCAUCACCAGAUCAGUUUCUGUCCCUAGCCACCCCUUCACUCCUCACCAGAUCAGUUUCUGUCCCUGGUCACCCCUACACUCCUCACCAGAUCUCUUUCUGUCCCUGGCCACCCCUACACUCUUCACCAGAUCACUUUCUGUCCCCCUCCCCUACACUCCUCACCAGAUCACUUUCUGUCGCCCACCACUACACUCCUCACCAGAUCACUUGCUGUCCCCCUCCCCUACACUCAUCACCAGAUCGCUUUCUGUCCCUGGCCCCCCCUACACUCUUCACCAGAUCACUUUCUGUCCCCCUCCCCUACACUCCUCACCAGAUCACUUUCUGUACCUGGCCACCCCUACACUCCUCACCUGAUCAGUUCCUGUUCCUCUCCCCUUCACUCCUCACCAGAUCAGGAUUUGUCCCUGGCCACCCCUACACACCUCACCAGAUCACUUUCUGUCCCUGA
Messenger RNA from Mizuhopecten yessoensis (Yesso scallop), 1302 nucleotides. RefSeq names its product extensin-1-like. NCBI's taxonomy places the organism in Eukaryota, Metazoa, Mollusca, Bivalvia, Pectinida, Pectinidae. The record is from RefSeq and is a predicted model, not a curated record. The coding region runs from base 1 to 1302 and encodes 433 amino acids. The transcript has a single exon.